This is a messenger RNA of Homarus americanus (American lobster), 4453 nucleotides long. RefSeq lists its product as uncharacterized. The record is from RefSeq and is a predicted model, not a curated record. The transcript has 22 exons. Lineage: Eukaryota; Metazoa; Arthropoda; Malacostraca; Decapoda; Nephropidae. Gene Ontology annotation, cellular component: Fanconi anaemia nuclear complex. Gene Ontology annotation, biological process: interstrand cross-link repair. Bases 99 to 4319 code for a protein of 1406 amino acids.
CUGGAACUCUUGAUGUAAACAAACACUUGAGUGGCAACAGUGGGGCGGGGAGGUCUGUAGGUCCGUCCGUGUGGCAGCUGGCAUGAGCUGUGGCCAAGAUGAAGCCAACCAGUAGACAUGGCCUCAGCUAUGGUGCUGUGCGAGUGGCCUUGGCCAAGAUUAUUCACCUGCAUAGUGACCUCCCAGCUGUGGUAAGAGAGAAUAGGGAUGGGCACUGUAGUACAAACAAGAGCACAGUACCCAUUGGCAACUAUAUGAAUGACAACACAGUAGGAAUAGAGGAGAAAACUGAAAGAGAAUCCAAGAGGAUCUGCAGCUCCAAACAUUUCCCACAGAAGAAGCUCACCAAGGAUGAAGUUGAUGCUAAUGAUCACGAGGAGACAUAUGAGGGUGUGAGCCAAAUAACAAAAGAGGUGAUCUUAGAGCAAAUUGAAUCUGAGGCAGAAUCACUUGGUGUUGAAGUUUGCAUGGCAGCCAAGAGUAUGAUUAUGGCUCUGGUGAAAUUGCUGGCACAUCUUGUCCAGGAAGGAAAACACUAUUUGAGUGACAUGGAAGGCCUCAUUACAACAACCCAUUUCUUGAUGUCCAGAAAAAUAUUAUCUACGUCGGACAUUGGAGAACAGUUUCUCAAAGAACCUGCAUUUCUGAAGCUUCCACUUGUUUGUAUUUGGAGAUUUAGCUCAAUUGGAGUUGUCUCUUUAGAGCAGAUUAUCAAAAGCCUCCAUGACAGUAAACAUACGAGCUUGUCAGUAGUGGAGGACUUAGUACACUUGGUACUGUAUGAAAAGGAAAACCCCAUGAAUACUUCUGCUGUUAGUGAGAUUCUUGCUGUUCUUAUAUGCAUUGUUUAUGAGCCGGCCAAGGACAAGUGUGUGUCACUGAGCAAAUUUGCUAAUCGGGUACUCACUUCACUCACUGAGAGGUUACUUAAUCAUGUCCUGUAUAAUAAAGUUAAAAAGGGACUGAAUCUGUCUUCACAAGAGAGUGGUGACCAACAUAGUCAUGUAAAAAGUAGUCCAAAAGAAAAAGUGAGCAAAUCUUCAGAUGACUCCAUAGAAAGAAGCACAAUUAAAGUAAUGAAUAUAUAUGAAUUGGUGCUGAACAACAUUAGUAUAUCAACACAAGCACUGGAAGCCUACUGUUCUAGUCAGCUGGUGCAGGUUCUCACGCACCGGCCUGAACUGCAUCUUGGUCGUGUGUUGAGAAACCAAGAGAAUUGGAGAUCAACCCAAGCGAACACUACACUGUCAGCUUGGAUGUGGAAGUUGGUUGUAGCUCUUGGAUAUGAGGCAGCCUUGAACACGCUGGACUUGGUGGUUACCAAUGAGGAGGUGAACUGGGCGUGUAUUCUGACACUUGUUGCCACCGCCCUCAAUUGUCAUCGUCAAACUGUUACCGUUCUGAAACGGAUGAUUCAGCGUAAUAUCCAGCGUGGCUGUGAGGACCAGGAUAUGGAAUCACUCGUUAUUGGUUUUCUCUUCGCACGACAUGCAAGCCAGGAAGGACGCCAUAUAUUCCCAACUUAUUCUCUGUGGUUCAGCGCCCUUUUUGCUACAGAAUCUGGGAGUCCUGUAGCCAACAAACAGGCUUUUGUUUUCCUGAUACAGUUUCUGACGGACUUGGUGCCCCAUGAGCCAGCAUAUUGUCUUCGUGCUCAUCUCACAAAUCAAAUAUUCACACCAAAAGGCUGUAAAGAGAUCCUGAGUGACUACUGCUACCUGGCAAAAGCAAGACUUCAAGAAUUAAGGGAGAAGUUAGAGGAUUGUUCUAUUGAGCAUCAGUCGUUGAAAACCAAGAAUAAAGUAGCGGAGGAGGUAGAAUCUGCUGUGAAGCACUUCAGUGAAACUGGAAAAAUAGCUAACUUCAUCUUAGAGGCAUCAAUUUUUCGCAAGCCACACUUUCGUUCAGCCUUCCUGCCUGCUCUGUUAAUACCCAGGCAGUUACCAGAUGUUCCAGAUGCACGGGCAAAAUUAAUUGGGGCGCUCCAUUCAGCUGGGAAAAUUUCAUUCAAUAUGUAUAGCAGUUACAUCGAAGCUUGUCAGAAAGAGUCCUCAGAUUUAUUAACAGGUGUAUUCAUAGAUGUUACACAAGACAUAACUGUUGAAGAACCAAUCAUAGAACUUUCUACUAUGCUACAAGAACUUGUUGAUGAAGCCACAAGUAACCAGGAUGAAAGUACAGCCACAUCACCCCUUGUGUUACCAUGUCUCUCCCGAAUUUCAGGGAAGAUUGAAGAAAUGAUGAAGUUAUCAGACUCUAUGUUAAAGGAUGUUAAAUAUCUGACCGUGGAUGCAAGAAAAUUCAAUCCAAAAAUGGUACCAUAUCAGGUGAUACAGAAAAUCAUGGAAACUGUUGGGAAGCUCUGCCUCAUUUCCAGCCCAGACAAAAGUGCAAAGAGAAGACCUGACUUUCUCUCACAGUUCGUCUCACUGAUCUCUUCAAGUGUGACCCUACAGUGUGCCCUCUUCACGUACCUUAUACACAAUGUGAAGAUUGGUCAGCAAGGAGAACUGUGCAAAGAUCAAAUUGAAAAUUAUGGUGUAAUUCUGUCUGAACUGUGGAAAAUUGAGGGUCUCUUUCUCCCUAUUAUUGAAGCCUCUGCCCCAGACCAACAGCCUCAGUAUUUCUUCAGACUCUUCUUGGACAAAUUAAAGCUUCAUUCUCGGCAGGCUUCUAUCUUUGCUUGCAGUAUCAUGGACAGUUGGCUUCAGUGGUCACUAAUGGAAGAGGAAAAUGUGCCACCCCAGCUCCUGCAUCUCUACUGUUGUCUUGCACCACGACUUCCUCUCAUCUACAAUGAUCAAGAUGAGAAAGAGAUCACAGUAGCUGAUGUGUACUCACACCUGAAGGGCUACAAUGUUCCAGCUUGUUCAAGACUUUACUUCAACAAAUACAACAUUUUAAGUCAAAAGCAUAAGAUCUCCCUUGAAAAGUGGAUCAUCUUUGAGCUGCAGAGCACAUGGGAGGACACACCAAUAGAUGUACGACAGACUUACCUAAAGUGCAGGCUGCUCCAAGACUUUGUGUCCUCAUCUGACACCUUGAAAGAUAACCAAAACCCAGAUUCCAUGUCUAUUGAUAACUUAAUUAUAGAGAUGGUCUUUGCCUUCUUGAAGAUUGGUCUAAAGCAGCCAAACUCCAAUGAAAUAUUGAUGCUCAUACAGUCACUUGCUCAAGAUAACCUGAACCCCACCAGUAUCUGUCUUCUUGAGGAGUGGCACAGACAUCACACAGAAGGAACUGCUGGUGACAUAUCAGUUCUGUCCUUUAUGAGCAUUUGUGGAUGUCUCCCUUCCUCACUCUUCCUGAGAGCUGACCGACUUAUUCAACUUUCUGAAGCACUUAAAAUAUUAGUGAACCAGAUUUUGGUUGCCAGCCAGGACAUACAGAUGAAUUUACACGAUACCAUCUUCCUGUUCUCGUCAGUACUUAGUGCUGCUGCAGCUCCUGGCAUCAAGAACCUUCAAGUACAACACUGCUUCAUGCCCCUUAGGACUGCCAUUAUGUUCCACUGGGAAUCGUUAGGCAGUUUCUCCGAGUCUCACAACAACAUUAUUAGGAGACACAGCUGUUUAGAGUCACUGUGGAACAUUAUGAAGAUUGAGAACAAGAAAACUCUCACCUUUCUCACUGAAGAAGAAUCUGGGAUCAGACUCUUGGCCUUGUGUCUCCAGCAGUCAGUUAGUGAAAAAGAAAUGAAUGAUUUGAUUUCUGUCGUUGAUACAACUUAUUAUAUCAAGUGGCUGUUGGCUUACCUUGGUCUCCAGCAGAUGAGAGGCUCUAUUCCUCUCUUUCCUGAUGGUAAAGGGUUGGCCUCUGACUUUAAAGAACAAGAUAAAAGAGUUAUUACAGCUUGCCAAAAAGCACUUAAUACAUUCUUAGCUAUAUCACAGCCCACAAAAAUUGUAAAAAACAUUUUUCCAUCUAUGACAGAAACCCAUUUAGCCUCAAAAUCAGUUCCCACUGCUCUUGUGUUCAUUCUUCUUUAUAAUAAUGUAAUGCCCUGUAAUAGUGUAGGGGAGGUGAAAAUAUUGAAUCAAUUUGAACUUCUCUUGCAGUGCCAUAUUUUUCAUAGUUAUAGGUAUGAUUCCCAGAAAAGUUCAGGUGAAAAUUCAUUGUCGCUGAAAGCACACAGUGCAGGUAACUCAGACUCACCAAAUCUCGAGUAUUUGACAGAGCUAAACCAGAAAAUUUUCUUGUAUUUACAACAGAAAAUGUCUUCAAAGAUGUUGACUAAAUUGUCCAAAGAAACAGUUUUAAAAUGUGAGAGUGAAAUGAUUUCAGCAAUAAAGUUUAAAAUACAGAGUAAAGAAAAUUAAAGUAGAUCCAGUUAUCAUGAAAUUAUCAGAAAUUUGUCCUAAAAAUUACAAUAGAUUAAGAUUUGUAACUGACAUUAAGGCUCCAUGAUGGGAGGGCAGCAGCAGCAGCUAUAUAAAUAAAAAUGCAUUUCUCA